This is a messenger RNA of Melopsittacus undulatus (budgerigar), 1539 nucleotides long. It is a transcript of the gene GJA10, whose product is annotated as gap junction protein alpha 10. The transcript has a single exon. Gene Ontology annotation, cellular component: connexin complex. Gene Ontology annotation, molecular function: gap junction channel activity. Gene Ontology annotation, biological process: cell-cell signaling. NCBI's taxonomy places the organism in Eukaryota, Metazoa, Chordata, Aves, Psittaciformes, Psittaculidae. Bases 1 to 1539 code for a protein of 512 amino acids. The record is from RefSeq and is a predicted model, not a curated record.
AUGGGUGACUGGAACCUGUUGGGCAGCAUCCUUGAAGAAGUGCACAUCCACUCUACCAUAGUUGGCAAAAUCUGGCUCACAAUCCUGUUCAUAUUCCGGAUGCUGGUGCUGGGAGUGGCUGCUGAAGAUGUCUGGGAUGAUGAGCAGUCUGAGUUCAUCUGCAACACAGAGCAACCUGGCUGCAACAAUAUCUGUUAUGACCAGGCCUUCCCCAUCUCUUUGAUCAGAUACUGGGUACUUCAGGUCAUAUUUGUCUCUUCUCCAUCACUAGUUUACAUGGGCCAUGCACUCUACAGGUUAAGGGCUCUUGAGAAGGAGCGACAGAAGAAGAAAGCCCACCUGAGGGCUCAGCUAGAAGACCUGGAGCCCGUGCCUGAGGAGCACAGGAGAGUGGAAAGAGAACUGCGUAAGCUGGAGGAACAGAAGAAAGUGAAUAAGGCACCCCUGAGAGGGUCCCUGCUGCGCACCUAUGUCCUACAUAUCCUGACCCGAUCUGUGGUCGAAGUGGGUUUUAUGAUAGGUCAGUAUCUUUUAUACGGGUUUCACAUGCCCCCCCUUUAUAAAUGCACUCGAUCCCCUUGCCCUAACACGGUGGAUUGUUUUGUGUCCCGACCAACAGAGAAGACCAUCUUCAUGGUCUUCAUGAACAGCAUCGCUGCUGUCUCCCUGUUCCUCAACCUCCUGGAAAUUGCCCACCUGGGCCUCAAGAAGAUCAAGAAGAGCCUCUACUGGCGCCCUCUGCGACCGGAGGAGGAGGCCAGCCUCUACAACUCCAAGAAGAGCUCCGUGGUGCCACCAGCCUGCCUGGCCAGCAACGCCUCUCCGCCGCGGCCCGGCACAGCCCCGCCGCCCGCCGGCGCUCCCGCGGGGCAGCCGGACGCUCAGCCGGGCCGCCAGCACCGCGGAGAGCUCCGCGGCGCGCCCCCGCCCCGCCGCCGGCACAGCGCGGGGCAGCACCACGGACAGCAGCCGCCGCCCUCCUCCAGCAGCGACGAGGCGCCGCGGGCACCCAGCGCAGCGACUGCAUCCCGCCGGGGGCCCCGCAGGCACAGCCGGGGCAGCGGCUGCCGAGACCGCGAUGAGGAGCGCGGAGAAUCCCCGGACAGCGGGCACUGCCCGGGCACCCGCAACUCCAGCUUCCUCUCCCGCGUCCUCACCGGGAGCAGGGCGAGCAGCGACAGCGACAGCGCCGCCUCCUGUGGAGACCCCGGCCCCGGCUCCGGCUCGGGCUCCGGCUCGGAGGGCAAGCGCCGGGAGGAGGACAGCCCGACCAGCAGCCCGCCGCCGGCAGCCGCCAUGGGCCGCCGUGUGUCGAUGGCAAGUAGCGCCCCGCGGCCCAAGGGGAAGCCCACGGGAGGGGGCAGCGGCGGAUCCUGGGCCGGGGCGGGACCCCCGGCUCCGUGCCCGGCCCCGGGAAGGAGGGAUAGAGCCAGGGGGCAGGGAGGCUUGGGCAGCGCUUCCGACCCUAACAGCACCCUAACACCAUACAUCCUCUCGAUCAACCCGAGUUCCCGCACAUUUUGUCCCCUUCUCGGGUGA